UCGUGAAAACACACAAAGUUUGCGGGUAGUGUUUUAAACUACACCGAUUUUUAAGCAAGUAAAAGUGUUUUUUACUCAUAUUUGAACAAGCAUGGCAGGUUUAGAGUCAAUGAUCGUCGAAGAAAAGCAAUUACCGCCAAAAGCGGUCGAUCGGGAGAAGACGUGCCCACUUUUGCUGCGAGUUUUCUGCUCAACCGGCCGGCAUCACUCGGCGAACGAGUACGCCUACGGAAAUGUGCCGUCGAACGAGUUGCAAAUCUACACCUGGAUGGACGCGACGCUGCGCGAGCUGACGACACUCGUACGAGACGUGAAUCCAGAGACGCGCCGGAAAGGCACGUACUUCGACUUUGCCAUCGUGUCCCCGGAUCGCACGUCGAACUAUCGGAUGCGCGAGAUCGGCGUUACCUGCUCUGGCCAGAAGGGUGCAGACGACUCGAAAACGUUGGCGCAGGCCAAGUUCACCAUAGGCGAUUUUAUGGACAUCAACAUAACUCCACCGAACCGCAUCCCGCCACCCCGUAGACAGCGACCAUUCUAGGAUCUUUCGGAAGUUUCUGACCGGAGACAAUAUGUGUGUUUGUGUGUAAUAGUUCAGGAAAGAAAGUGGACAAAUACGGAUUUAAGGAGAAAGUCUCGUAAAUCAUGUGGCACCGAUGAAAGACGUAGUGGCAUCGUGCGAACAACCGACGAGAAAGACCAUGUAGAUUUUUAUUAAAUCGAACCAAUCGUUAUUUGGAAGCAUUUUUCGGUAAGGCAAACAGAAGACAAACUUGGUAGCCUUGGAAUGAUUUUCCAAGCGACUUUAACAACUAACCAACCACACAACAGUCAUAUUGUAUCGUAAAACCUUUAUUUCGCGUCUCACUCCCCAGCAGGCGUUUGAUGUAAUUUAUCGCAUCAUUAAUUAAGUCUUAGAAAAGUACGAACUAAAGUGUAGAUCCCUCGGUACGAUAAGCGCAUGUGUGUAAUAAAUACAACCUUUCUGCUACAUCAACUAU
Messenger RNA from Anopheles coustani, 1001 nucleotides. It is a transcript of the gene Bin1, whose product is annotated as histone deacetylase complex subunit SAP18. Gene Ontology annotation, biological process: negative regulation of DNA-templated transcription. Bases 92 to 541 code for a protein of 149 amino acids. The record is from RefSeq and is a predicted model, not a curated record. Lineage: Eukaryota; Metazoa; Arthropoda; Insecta; Diptera; Culicidae. The transcript is spliced from 2 exons. Gene Ontology annotation, molecular function: transcription corepressor activity; transcription factor binding. Gene Ontology annotation, cellular component: nucleus.